Molecule: messenger RNA, 3072 nt
Organism: Polistes dominula (European paper wasp)
Lineage: Eukaryota; Metazoa; Arthropoda; Insecta; Hymenoptera; Vespidae
Product: phosphatidylcholine:ceramide cholinephosphotransferase 2
Biological process (GO): sphingomyelin biosynthetic process; ceramide biosynthetic process
Cellular component (GO): endoplasmic reticulum membrane; plasma membrane; Golgi membrane
Molecular function (GO): ceramide cholinephosphotransferase activity; sphingomyelin synthase activity
Source: RefSeq, a predicted model, not a curated record
GUUAUCCAUAUUGCUUUCUCUUUAGAUUUACUUUUAUUUUCAUUUUUGUUUUAUUUAUAUUAUUUAGUUCUAUCUAACAUUAAUAUCCUAUUUAAUACUUCAGUUUAUUAUAAAUUGACAAAGACCUGCAGUCAUAGUGCUAUAUGUAUGCAAUGAGAAGUAAAUGAUACAACCAACCACUUGAUUAUAUUCUUAUGCAUGCUUAUUAUAUUAUCUAGUUUGUAAAUUAUACAUUGAGAAUCUUUUACUUUAAAUCUCCAUUGGUCUUUAAAAAACAUUCAUCAAUCUCUCAUUUACUACAUUGGAUCAUUUACUUUGAAUGUUUGUAUGCGCUAAUAAUACACUGAUGCACUUUAAGAUAUACUAAGUUGCGAAUACAUUAGAAAAACAAUUUCAAACUUAUCUAAUAUUGAUAUAAACAUUUUCAUAUUUCAAGCAUGUUUCUUUUCUUAGUAAAACUAUAAGCAACAACAUUAUCACCCUGCACUCCCUGCAUUCUCCUUAGAUUAUGUUGAACACCCAAUGCAUUGUUACGUAUUACCAUAAAUACUCUUUUGCUGUAACAUUCCAAUAUCAUAUGAAAUGCAUCAUCGUAUAAACCCAUUUAUCAAAUGUUAUUAUUUAUAGUUAAAGAAAUUGUAUGUAAAAUGUAUUCGCAAACAGUACAUAAUAUUUCUUCGAUAACACUUUGAUACUUCCUUAUGCUAUUAAAAAGAGAGAGAAAGAGGAGUGUGAAGAAACAUCUGACCAUUGAUUCUCAUGGAAAUUAGUUGACCUUGGCAGUCAUCAAAUCUAAUGCUACAUGUUUGAAUAUAGCUAGCUAGUUCUCUCUCUCUUUUUCUCAAGACACACGUUUACAUCAUAGUUAUAUCUCUCUUUCUCUCUCUCUCUCUCUCUCUCUCUUGCUCGUAGAGUAGUUUCGCACCUACGCAACAUCUACAUUGGGGGUAUGACAAUAAAUAAAGUCGAUUUUAGAAUCUAAUGUAAGUCAGUCAUGCAUGAGCAAUAUCGCGAGAAACAUUCUCUUUCUCUUUCCCGUUCUAUCUUGAAUCUGUUACGUUUACAAUCAAUUAUUAUUGUUAACGGGAAAGGGAGAAGAAGAAGAAAGAGGUCACGUAAUAGCUUCUGUUAUUGCAUUUAGAAUUCUUAGUUUUAAUACAAAAAAAAAAAAAAAAAAAAAAAAAAAUCGAUCACUUUUGUUUAUCUUCAUCUUCAUUUUUUAAAUCAUCUUCUUCUUAUUUUUGGAGCGUAUAUUUACCAAUAAGGAUGGUAUUGGACCCCAAGGUCACGAGUCUGCAUAGCGAUUACGGAAGUUUCGAUCGACCAUUGGGAGGUGGGGAGGGUCACGAGAGGGACGUGGAGGCGGCUGUUGAUGGGAGUAGCAGCGGAAUGGCACAAUCGAGUGACGUUUAUCAAAGGCAACCUCUUUUACCUGGUGCACCAACUAAGAGUAAGGACAAGUGGUCGUCCGGGGUGGCUUCUGGUUCAGAUUAUUACGAGGACGACGAGGAGGAGAAAAUCGACGGUCUUGGACGUCAUCCAGGAAUAACGAAUGGACCAGGAAGCGGCGUCGUUAAAAUCGACAUACCGGCGCCGCUUCGCGAGGAGCCAAGAUUCCCAAAAGAAAAAUGGAAAACUUUUCUCGCUUUCCUGUUCAUGGUCGUGAACUUCAUACUGACCACGGCCUCACUUGCGAUGGUGCACGAACGUGUUCCAGAUCGGAGUAGCUAUGGCCCAUUACCAGACGUUGUUCUGGAUAAUGUUACUGCCCAAGAUUGGGCUCUUAAUGUAUCCGAAGUUCUCAUUAUGAUAAUGUCCAACUCGGCAAUGGUUUUUCUUAUUUUUCACAAACACAGGUUUAUCGUCGUUAGAAGAAUAUUUCUUUUGAUGGGUCUACUGUACAUGAUGAGAAGCGUUACAAUGUACGUGACCGUUUUACCGGUCGCAAGUAAAACUUAUUUCUGCAGUCCAAAGGCUAACAACACGAGUCCUCUUCUUGUUACCAAAAGAGUGCUAAGACUUAUAUCCGGUUUUGGUUUAUCGAUAAAUGGCAAACACACUUAUUGCGGAGAUUACAUCUACAGUGGUCACACGGUUGUACUUGUACUUAGUUACCUGAUUAUUAAAGAGUAUUCUCCGAGGAGAUGUCAACCGAUUCACUGGUUGGCAGGUCUUACGGUCUUUGUUGGCAUAGUUAUGGUAUUGGUAGCUCAUGGACAUUAUACGGUGGAUGUCCUUAUAGCAUAUUAUGUAACUACACGUUUAUGGUAUAUAUACCAUACAUUAGCAAAUAAUUCUUAUUUGAAGCAAAACGGACCAAAUAAUUUUCUGGCCCGUCUCUGGUGGUUUCCUAUUUUCAAAUAUUUUGAGAAAAACGUGGGUGGUACAGUGCCACGACAAUACAAUUGGCCUUUGCCUUGGCCUCGGAGAUUUCUUGCCAAGCAUCCUAACCGAGACAGUUAAUAUCUGCCCAGGCUUCAAGAUGAUAGAGACUGAUAAGUAACGAAAUCCUUCCUGCGUGAUGUGCUUCAUGUAUAUGCAUAUAUAUAUGUAUAUAUAUGUAUAGAGUGAAAAAGAGAGGGAGGGAGGGAGGGUAAGAGCGUGCGUGCGUGYGUGUGUGUGAGAGAGAGGGAGAGAAAAUUAUACAUAUACAUAUACAUAGAGAUAUGCGUCUGCAUCCUAAGGCUUAUCCUUGGGAAGGUAAAAUUUAGGCAGAAGAGAAGUGUCCAUGAUAUCUAUAUAUAUAUAUAUAUGUUAAUUAUGCGAAUUAUUGCGAAUCACAUCCUCUACCUUCUUUCUCUCUCUCUCUCUCUCACACACAUACACACACACACACACAUAUAUAAAUAUUGUGAAUUUAAAAUAAAAGAAAGGUGGACUCGCACAAAACUUUGCAUCGGUCGUAAAUCGCGUGUUGUGAUGAUGGAUGCUGUCCGAUUUUUUUUGGGGGGGGGGAUUUUGUGUAAUCUGCAGUUUAUUUCGAUAGAAUCGCAAUUAGCGUUUUAACCUUGAUUUUCAUGAGAGAACAAGAUAAUGAAAAUAAUUAGGGCGCAUUGUAGUAUUCUAAUGUAA